CUCGCCAAGCGCUACAUAUGGCCCAUCCCAGGGUCUGGCGCGCCGCUUCCGCCUACUAUGGGACUAGCCGGACAGCUCCUGAUGCAGGGAUCGGAGCCAGCCGUAUUGCUCGCGUUUUGGUCCGGUGGCCGGCUAGCCCAGGAGUCAUGGCAGCGCUGUCUCGGUGGUAGCGCAUUGUAUGAGCGCUAUAUUCGGGGGUUAUGCACGAUGUCGUCGUCGGUAUCAUGUCACACUGCGCCAUCGCCUGACCCGAGAGAGGUAGUAGUGCGAGUCGGUUGUUGGAGAGUGUGAACACUCGAGUGAUACCUGCUCUGCUCUAUACUUCAUUCAGCGUCAUGCUACAUACAGCAGAG
This is a messenger RNA of Trichoderma asperellum CBS 433.97, 353 nucleotides long. Lineage: Eukaryota; Fungi; Ascomycota; Sordariomycetes; Hypocreales; Hypocreaceae. The record is from RefSeq and is a predicted model, not a curated record.